Morus notabilis is the source of this 1468-nucleotide messenger RNA. Its product is annotated as CBBY-like protein. The transcript has 8 exons. Bases 88 to 1080 code for a protein of 330 amino acids. NCBI's taxonomy places the organism in Eukaryota, Viridiplantae, Streptophyta, Magnoliopsida, Rosales, Moraceae. The record is from RefSeq and is a predicted model, not a curated record. Gene Ontology annotation, molecular function: hydrolase activity.
CAACUCCAACCACUUGCAAAGAGAGGCUCUAACCGUUGGUCAGUUGGGAAGUGAGAGGAGAGAGAGAGAGAGAGAGAAAUCACAAAAAUGGCGUCAAGUUCAACUACCAUCUCUCUUUCCUUAGCUACAACAGCUUUAAUCUCCCACCAAAGAACAACAACCUCCGUUGCUUCCACUCUCAAACCCCAUGAAAGGACCUUAUUACCACCAUCUUCACUCCUGGGCACAAGUAUAAACCUUGAAAAAACGAGCCUAAGACCAAGACCAAUUACAAGAAGCAAGGAAAGAAACUCUAGCCAUGGAGCCACUUGCUUGGCUUCUUCUUCUCCUCCUCCUCCUCCUCUUCCCUCGGCGCUUCUUUUCGACUGCGACGGAGUGCUUGUUGACACAGAGAAAGAUGGUCACCGCAUUUCUUUCAAUGACACCUUCAAUGAGAGAGAACUGGGUGUUACCUGGGAUGUUGAAUUGUAUGGUGAACUCCUCAAAAUUGGAGGUGGAAAAGAGAGAAUGACAGCCUACUUCAACAAGACAGGUUGGCCGGAAAAAGCUCCGAAGAGCGACGAAGAGAGAAAGGAGUUCAUAGCUUCACUUCACAAGAGAAAGACAGAGUUGUUCAUGGUUCUCAUUGAGAAAAAACUCCUGCCUCUUCGACCCGGCGUAGCCAAGCUGAUUGAUCAAGCUUUGGCAGAAGGAGUCAAAGUUGCUGUCUGUAGCACUUCUAAUGAGAAGGCGGUCUCUGCAAUAGUGAGUUUUUUGUUGGGACCCAAGAGGGCGGAGAAAAUCAAGAUAUUUGCUGGAGAUGUUGUUCCUCGCAAGAAGCCUGAUCCGGCCAUUUACAAUCUGGCAGCCAACACCCUCGGAGUCGAUCCUUCAAGUUGUGUUGUGGUAGAGGACAGCGCUAUAGGCCUUGCAGCCGCCAAAGCUGCCGGAAUGACAUGCAUAGUGACUAAAAGCGGAUACACAGCAGAUGAAGACUUUUUGAAUGCUGAUGCAGUUUUCGACUGCAUCGGAGAUCCCCCAGAGGAACGGUUUGACUUGGCAUUUUGUAGAAGCCUUCUUGAGAAGCAAUAUGUAAGCUAGCCACUAUGCAAGUCAUGUUAGUUCUUUCAUCUCUCUCUUUUUUUUUUGGUUGGGUCCUUCAAAAAGCCUCUUCUAAUGAGAAUAAUAAUAUAGGGCGUUUGUAUGGAUGCGCAAGUCUAAUCCAGGCCCUUUAAAUUCCCACGGUCUGUGGUCUAUUAUUGGAAUCUUGACCUGAAAAUUCUUGUGUUUUACUGGAGGUAGUAAAAGUUCUCUUUCACAAUUUUUGCAAAGCAUUCACUGGAGUGGAGAGUAUGGUCUUAUGGACAUCAUAUUUUUUUACUUAUUAACAACUAUGUAACAACAUGCUUUCAACUAUAUGUUAUGUACUUUGGACUUUUUAGGAACUUAGACUUCUAUCUAAUUAAAAGGUCAACCUCUUAAUAUGUGA